UAAAGGAAAUAUGUUGUUGCUAGACAACGAAAAACAAAGGAAGGUAAGAAAUCAAUAAUCUUGAAAAGGUUUUGCUUAGAAAAAUAAAAUGACAAAUUUGAAUUUUCAUUAAAUGAAAAUUGAGAAAAAAUAAGUAUCAAUUACCUGGACAGUAGUAUAGCCCCAGUGUAGAGAACUCUAUAUUGGGGUAUAGCUGUAAAUAUCUUAGAAGGUUAGCAGUAGCUUGGUAUUUGGAGUACCAGUAAGGAAAAACGGAAUAUUAGAUUGUAAGAGGAAAAAGUGUACAGCGAUAUACGUACAUAAAAAUUAAAAAUGGAGAGCCAAGAGCAAUACAUGUUGGAAGUACAAGAAAUGAAUUACCAUCAAUUACAAAACUCAUAUCAACGAAAUAUUCACUACCAAAACAACUACCAAUUGGAAACUAUCCAUGAAGAAAGUUCAAACAAUAAUUCUCAAAUUCAAAAUGAACCAAAAGAAAAAGAACACAAUAAUAAGGAUGUAAUUGAAAUAGACGGAGUUCAAACAAAUGUAGAUAGCUUGAAGUAUAAGGAUGCCCAAACCCUAAUUCAAAAUAUGUUCAAACGUAUAAUUCAGGAAAAAGAAGUUGAAGGAACAUCAUCCUACAUAUUAAGUCUAGAAAAUAACUCAGUCAAGCGUCAAAUUAAUGAGGAGAAGAAAAAUAUUGAUUUAUUGCAAUUAGAAAAUGAAAAAAUUAACGCUCAAGUUAUUCAAACCAAUGAGGAGUUUGUUCGUGUACAGCAAAAUAUCUUAAAUGCUAGUGAAAUUGAUGAACAAUUAAAAGUUUAUGUCACUUCUACGAAAAACAGAUCUAUAUAUAUUCAAGAAAGCUUUCGAGAAAAAUUUAACAAAAGUUUGGAUGAGAAGACUGCAAUUGAGAGUUCUAUUAAUACAAAAGCUUUAUAUUUAGAAGGAUUGAGAAAAAAAAUUAAUGAUUUUAAGUCUCAAUGUGGUAGCACUGAUAAAAAAGACGAAAAUUUACUGCUUAAGUCAGAAUGUGUUGAUAAACGUGAAUAUUCAAUUAAACUAAAAAAACUUGUUGAAAAUCUUAAAAGAAAUUGUGAAACAAAUAUAGAGAUAUUACCAUUGACAACGGAAUUAGCGGAGAAGAACGAAAAAAUAAUUGAGCUUAGUAACGAUAUUAAUACUACAACUGUUGAAAAAACGAAGAAGAUUAAUGAGGUGAAUGAGAAUUUGGUGGACAUUACAAACAGAAUUGAUUCCACAAAAGAACGUAUUACAGCAAUUAAUUUAAAAUUAACCGAAAAUUCUGAAAUAAAAAAGGAACUUCAAAAAGAAUUAGAGAUAAACCAGCAAACACUCUCCAAAAAUGAAAUUGAAAUAAACAAAUUAGAAGAUGAGAAAAUAGAAAAGGAGAAUAAAUUAUUUGAAUUAUCUGAACAACAUACAUCCAAAAUAAAUGUAUUGAAAUAUGACUUAAAUAUUUUAGAAAAUGAAGUAUGUACAUUAAAAGAGGAAAAUAACAAAAAGGUUAAAGCAGUAAGUCUAAACAAUUUCUUUGCAAAAUAUUUUGAGAAAAUGGCGGAAAAAAAUGUUCUAAAUGAUAAAAAAGUUGCUCUAGAAAAGAUUCAAUUACUGGAAACAGAAAUAAACACAGAAGAAACUAAUAUAAAAAACGCUGAAAUAGAAUUGGAGGAAAUAACCUAUAAUCCACUUUUGGUUGAUUUGACAAAGAAAAAAGACUUUUUAGAUGCUUGCAAAAUUUAUUUUUCUGAUCAAAUGGAAAACAUAAAAAAAGAACACUCAGAAGUAAAACAACGCGUUCAGGAAGCGACAGGAGAUGUCAAUCGAUUAACAAAAUCUAUUGAAGAAAAGAAAACUGAGAAAAAUCGGUAUAGAACACUCAAAAGAAAGCAUUCAAAAAAAGAUAAAAUAAAUUCUACAUUAGUAUCAGUUUCUUCCUCCACACAAGAUAUUGAAAAAGAUUUUAAUUUACCUACGAGUAUUCUCAAGAAAAAACCUCAAUUCACCACUCCAUUUUCACCAAAGAAAGUUCAGUUUGCUAACCUGUCAUCGACAGAAUCAAGUGGUUUAACUAGAACCAUAGAAGAGGUUACAGAUCUCGAUAAAGUGCUGGAGAAUUUUCGAAAAAUGCCAAAACAACAAUCUUCAAAACAGGAACUGAAUAAGAGGAGAGUUUUUUUCGACUAGACAAAUGUAUAAAAUUUUAUAAAGGCCGCUGAGCGCUAUGGGAUUGAAUCAAAGAUAACCCGGAUUUUUUUUAUUAAAUCAUAAAAAUACAACAUAUUUUGAGAUAGGAUACUGUAAUUUUAAUUUUUCAAGUUAAUAUCAUCUUUUUUUUAAGUGAAGCACUAACUUUUAUCAAGAAUACAUUUUUCUCAAAAAACAAUUAAAAAGUGUUCCAUAUGAUGCAAACUUUAAGAGACUGUGUAUUCCUGAAUAUAUUAUCUCAUUAGGCAUGUUAAUUGCCGUAAUAAGGGGCCUAUUCAGUAACUCUGAACGACGUCGUUAAUAGACGAUAAUCGUUCACAGACGAUAAUCGUUCACAGACGACUUUUCUUAUUCAGUAGACAACGAUUGUCGUUGAAAAUAGACAAAUAUGGUUGUAAAAUUGUCGUUCAUCAACGAUAGCCAAAGAGCUGUCGUUAAUAAUAUGAAGUGUCGUUAUAGUGAUUUUAUUUUGCAUUCCCUCUCAUUUUUUAUUGUGAAUCAGGAUGUGUUCUAAAUAAUAAAAGCACUUUUUUACAAAUUUUACAACUAAAUUGCCAUAUACCUAAUACAGCAAGUACAAUUUUUAAGGAAUUUUUUUCUAAUUUAUUUAAUUAUUUUAAAAAUAAAUCUGAUUCAAAGUUAGGAUUGCCCAUUCAACCAUUUACUAUUGGAUUCUUAUUAACAGUGAUGAUCCUAAAAGUAGCACUGCAAAACAGUAACAAAACCUAUAAUACUUCUCCGUAACCUACACAAAUUUGGUUUGGCUUUCAAAUCCAAUAAAUACAACUUGUACUGUUCUCGAGUUGUUUUUUGUAUUCUUUUGGAAUAGUUCUCAGUUUUUUUUAAUAUAUCCAUACUCAUUUAAAUAAACCCUACAUACAAUACGACCAGCAAAAAUGGCCCGCGAGAAACAGAAUUCCUACGAAUCGAGAAUCGACCCCCUGAUCGUGUUGUAGGUUAAGAAUAAUAAUUAAUAUAUUCUGAAAAACAAAUGAAUAUAUCUACUGGUAGAAUUUUUAUUUUACGUUCCAAAAAAAUGUCAAAUAUACCGGGUGUUCCAAUUAAAGGGUUACAGUUAAAUACCGCCUUUUAUAGAAAAAAACAAAGUUUUAUAGUUUUUUGGGUAAAACAUUUUGGCUAAAAUUGUUUUUUUAUAGCAAACCAUAAUAUGGCCAACUUUUUUUCGCGCAGCAAAAUUUUCAAGUAGAUGUUACUCAAUAAGUAGAAAUCCAAUAAAAAAAUGUUUCCUUUAGAUGUUUCUUAUUUUUUUAUUAACUCGCAAGAAUACCUAUGAAAAAAAAUAGGGUUCCAAUUUGAAAAAAAAUCCACCUCGAUAUGGCCAUAUUAUGGUCAGCUAUAAAAAAAAUUAAUUUAGCCAAAAUGUUUCCCCUAAAAAACUAUAAAACUUUUGUCUGAUACUUUUUUUUAUAAAAUGCAUAUUUUUGGCGAUAUUUAACUGUAAAACUUUAAAUUAAACACCCGGUAUAAUCAUCAACAUACGUUCUUUUAUCACAAAACACUAAAUUAUAAUACCAACUUACUAGAAAUCAUCGUUCAGAUUUGGUAACUAGAAACAACGUAAUGACUCUGUUAUUGAAUAGAGUUUCAAAAAUUAUCGUUAUAGAAGUCGUUGGUUGAACUGUCGUUAGCUUAACGAUGUCGUCCAUAAACGAUAAAUUACUGAAUAGGGCCCUUAAGACAUAAAAGUAGUGUUCUCUUAAUAAGAAAUGAAUUUGAUUUUAGUUUUUAUAGUAAAAUUACGAAUUUCUUUAAAUAUUGUUACAAUGUUAGUGUUACUUUUAAUGUCAAACAAAAAUAAAUGGAAAAUUGUUUU
Messenger RNA from Psylliodes chrysocephalus, 4045 nucleotides. Lineage: Eukaryota; Metazoa; Arthropoda; Insecta; Coleoptera; Chrysomelidae. The record is from the annotation of a GenBank genome assembly.